Messenger RNA from Salvia splendens (bonfire salvia), 1517 nucleotides. RefSeq names its product UPF0187 protein At2g45870, chloroplastic-like. Gene Ontology annotation, molecular function: voltage-gated chloride channel activity. NCBI's taxonomy places the organism in Eukaryota, Viridiplantae, Streptophyta, Magnoliopsida, Lamiales, Lamiaceae. The transcript is spliced from 4 exons. Bases 154 to 1362 code for a protein of 402 amino acids. The record is from RefSeq and is a predicted model, not a curated record. Gene Ontology annotation, biological process: regulation of photosynthesis, light reaction.
UAUCUGAUUAUUAUUUGGUUGAAAACAGGAAAAUGGUAUUGGUGGCUACUGCAAACCUGAGUCACAUGUUCACGUUGUUUACCUCCAAAUCCUAAAACCUUUCCAACGGCAAACACAAACCCCAUUUCUCAAUUCCCAUCUUCUUCUCCAAAAAUGCUUUCCAAAUUCCACUACUCACCCUCACCACUCCUCCACCCCUCCACCAAACCAGCCCCCAAAUUCCCCUGCGCCUGCCACUCCUCCAAACCCUCCAAUUCCCCCCCAUUCCGCGAUUCCGCCCUACUCUCAGUCCUCUUCGCCAUCCCCGACUGGGCCGACGAGAUCAAGGAGCGAGGCAUGAAGCAGAAGCGCUACCUCUACGACCACGAGAGCUGGGUCCAGCACCGUAGCUCCCUCCGCCACGUCCGCCACCUGCUCACCAGCUUGUCCUCCCGCGUCAUCCUCUCCCUCGUCCCGCCCGUCAUCGCCUUCACCUCCGUCGCCGUCUUCGUCGCCGUCUACAACACCGCCGUCUCGCUCGAUCUACUGCCAGAGUUCUUCCCCAUCCUCAGAGCCUCCUCCCUGCCCUACCAGCUCACCGCUCCCGCACUGGCGCUGCUGCUCGUUUUUAGGACGGAGGCGUCGUAUUCCAGGUUUGAGGAAGGGAAGAUGGCUUGGACUAAGGUUAUUUCUGGUGCUGAGGAUUUUGCCAGCCAGAUUAAUGCUAAUGUGCGCAGUGCCGAUGAUGAUAUGCUUAAGAAGGCCAUUUUGCAGUAUAUCAUCGCCUUUCCGGUUGCUCUCAAGUGUCACAUCGUUUAUGGAUCAGAUGUUGCACAAGAUCUCGACAACUUACUUGAGGUGGAUGACCUGUCUGUAGUUCUGAGCUCCAAGCACCGGCCGCGCUGCAUCAUCGAGUUCAUCUCUCAAAGCCUGCAGCUGCUUGAUAUCGAGGCCACAAAGCGCCAUAUACUGGAAUCGAAUCUUGGCUGUUUUCAAGAGGGUAUCGGAGUGUGUGAACAGAUCAUGGGCACGCCUAUCCCUCUCUCGUACACUAGACUUACCUCCAGAUUCCUAGUCCUCUGGCAUCUCACUCUCCCUAUCAUACUUUGGGAUGAUUGUCAUUGGAUCGUUGUGCCCGCCACUUUCAUUAGUGCUGCUUCUCUAUUCUGCAUUGAGGAGGUUGGUGUUCUUAUUGAAGAGCCUUUCCCAGUGCUGGCUCUUGAUGAGAUGUGCCUCAGACUUCGCAGCAACAUAGAUGAGGUUGUGAGGAAUGAGAAGCUCAUUCGGGCUCGUGUAAGUGCAAACAGAAACCGGAGUCGUGGGAAGAAACACUCCCAGAAUGGAUGGCCAAACCCCUUGGAGAAAGACAUACAACCUGGUUGAAAUUAUUCUUAGAAGAGAGUGGCAAAGUUUUGGUGUUAGAUAAGUAUAUAUGUGUAUAGAUGAUAGAAGUACGUCAAAGUGAACAUCUCGUAUAUAAAAAAAAUGAAAAAAGAAAAGAAUUUGGACUAGUAUAUAUACUCAUUCAAUUAUACAUA